GCUACAGACAGGCACAUAAAUACACAGAGAGGCAGCUGUGUGUGCACUCUGUGGGCUCAGGGACUGAGACAACACCUCCUGCUCUGACCUUGGCUUGGACUAAAGAGCUUCCUGCAGCAUGAGGGCUACAGGUGCCUUAGUGCUUGUCAGCCUGCUGCUGCUCUCUUUCUUCUCGGUUCCAGAUGUAGCAGGUCAGGAGAUUGAAGAGAUUUGUAGAGAGUUCAUAAACAGAAGCGUGUACUGCACGAGGGAGUCCAACCCUCACUGCGGCACGGAUGGCAUCACCUAUGGGAACAAGUGUGCCUUCUGCAAGGCAGUGCUGAGAAGUGGAGGAAAAAUAAGAUUGAAGCACCUGGGGAAAUGCUGAGUCCUCCCUGGACCGAGCAGCAGGAGCUGAGCCGCCCUCGGCCGCAGACGCGAGAGCAGCCCGUCCUCCCUCUGCUGUCUCUGCUCAAUAAAAUAACACUCAGCACCA
Haemorhous mexicanus (house finch) is the source of this 475-nucleotide messenger RNA. RefSeq names its product serine protease inhibitor Kazal-type 6-like. Gene Ontology annotation, molecular function: protein binding. The record is from RefSeq and is a predicted model, not a curated record. Bases 119 to 367 code for a protein of 82 amino acids. Lineage: Eukaryota; Metazoa; Chordata; Aves; Passeriformes; Fringillidae. The transcript is spliced from 4 exons.